GAGAUCUUGGAGAUUGUCGACGUACCGCUCGCGCGCAAUAGUUGGGCCCAUCUGUUGGCCGUCCUUCGUCGCACCUUUGACAUCGCUGUUCCCGCUUUCGACCCCCAGACUUGGGCUUCGGCGAUGGAGGUUCGCUUUGGCUCGGACUGGGCGGCCGCAUGUCAGUCACCUCGCAGCUUUCCUGCACUCUGGCAGCCCCUCCUACUGCGGCAUUCCUUGCACCUGCCCGCGCAGCACGCCGACAUCCGCAGCCUCCACGCGUGUCACGCCUUUCUCGUGGGCCUGGGCAUUCCCAUUUCGUUCAACACGUGGCAGCGCGUUCGCGCCAUGGCUCUCCACGCCCAUCCAGCUAGUCUUCCAGAUCUUUCUCCUCCAGCUCUGGCCCGCUUGCUCUGGGCAUUGCAUGGUCCUGCCGCUGCCGCGCCUGCUCACUGCCCUGACGACACCUUUGCGGCUGGACUGCAACACCUCCACGACUUUCUUUUCCGUUCCGCCCCAGCAGAUGCUCCCCAGCCGCUCCCUUCGCAGCCACCUCGUCGCCCCAUUUGCCGCCGCGCCCUCCGGGCGCGCCUCCUGACUACUGCCAAUACUUUGCAAGACCUGGCCGCUGCCUCCAUUGCUCCUCAUCCAUUGCCGCCCUCCGACCUUUCCGGGCGUUUGCUCGAGCUGUCCCACGGCUUGCAGGAUGUGCUGCUUCGUCUACCUCCCUCCACUUCUGUGCGGGCAGCCAGCCUAGCCAAUCUCCGGCCACGCAAACGUGCCCGGAUCGGGCCACAACCUCCGGCUACAUCCUCAUGA
Durusdinium trenchii is the source of this 798-nucleotide messenger RNA. The record is from the annotation of a GenBank genome assembly. NCBI's taxonomy places the organism in Eukaryota, Dinophyceae, Suessiales, Symbiodiniaceae.